Messenger RNA from Anarrhichthys ocellatus (wolf-eel), 14041 nucleotides. RefSeq names its product testis and ovary specific TOPAZ 1 (gene topaz1). The record is from RefSeq and is a predicted model, not a curated record. The transcript has 20 exons. Gene Ontology annotation, biological process: spermatocyte division. The coding region runs from base 8083 to 13488 and encodes 1801 amino acids. NCBI's taxonomy places the organism in Eukaryota, Metazoa, Chordata, Actinopteri, Perciformes, Anarhichadidae.
CUCCCUCCUCAGCACAUACGUUAUAACGAGCUGCGUACAUACAUUCAUGACCAUGUGCGGUUCACACAUGGCUGCACACUGACUGACAUGCCGGCCGUCAUAUACGUCGUGGUUUACUCUGCGGGGCCUCUGCUGCGCCCGAUGAAAGACAUCGGAGGCCUCGGAAUCAUGAUUUUUAUUUUUUUUUUUUGUAUAAUUCGGAGGCGAGUGCGGUCGCACGGUGCCUGAGACGGUACUUUGUUGCGUACACGAUGUCUGUAACGCUGAGAAACGUCGGCGUAAGCAACAAUUACCCUAAUUGAACAUUCCAGAGCAGCCCUUGCAAAAUGGCUGCCGAGCCGGCACGCUGUCUGUGAUGGCCGACAAGAGUGUGUAGGUCUAAGGUGUGUGCGUGUAUAGCUGCACUUGUCUAUGUGUGUGUGUAUAUGUUUGUUUGCGCUAACUCCAUGUGAGAGUAAUCCUGCCUUUGCUUUUUACUGACGGCUUUGUGUCAGGGGAAGUCUCCGCUCACCGGAGAUCUCUGCUAAUCCAUAAUUACCCACCUGAAUAUACCUCGAGUGUAGGAGCCAUUAUGUCAAACCGCCGUACUGUAACAGUUGAUGAUUGUGUUUCCUGGAACCUGUAAAAAGAUCCUUUUAGCUUUUUGAAAAUAAAACUCGAUUCUCCGCUUUAAAUAGCGACGAUGCUGAGAGUCGCCCUUUCGGCUUCACGUCCACCGUCUCCAGAACGUCGUCAUUUUCACAGACCAGCAUCAACGUGCUGAAUGUGUGUUACCAAAGAGCUGACCUUGUUGUUUCUUUACAGCUCUCCACCUCGCCAGCCCAGCACCCAGCCGGCCGCCCAGCCAGCUAUCUACCCGUGGCCCGGCCCAGAACUGGCAACCUGCAGUCAUCAGGGUUAGUGCGCCUUUGGCACGCCUCCGUGCCAAAAUCAUCCGCAAGAAUCAGGCAGGAACUUGUCAAUUUAAAGAUCUGCACUUAAACCAAUGGCCAGACUAUCAAAUGAUAUACUUACAUUAGGGAAAGAGUGAGAGAGAAGGGGGGGGGGGGCGAUCUCGAGUCGUCCAUAAAACACUACUCCUGGUCCUGGUUUAUAACACGCAAUAGAACAAGUUAAGAGACAUGCAGAGGUUUAUAUUGUAGCACAGAAAGCAAGGUUUCAUUCACUGUAAUCUUAUAGCAGAUAUCGAGUGACUUUGUUUGAAUUAUGGAUAUUUCUUUAUGCUUUGACACAAAGAGAGCAAUGACUCCUCUAAGGUCACUUGUCCAAAAUAAUAUCUUUCAGAGGUGGAGACUCUCAGCCUCACACACACACUUUAGCACCGAGAUAAGCAGCAUUCUCUCAUUUACAUACCCACUUUUUCUCCCAUUCACAUUAGACUACACACACACACACACACACACACACACAGAUUAUAAGCAUCACUGGAUUAAGUUAAAGCUGUGCCGUUUUGCUAAUAAUUCAAAUACUGCAAGUACUAGCAUUUUUCUGCAGUUCAUCAGGGAGACGCUGUAAAAAGACAAAGCUGAACUAAAUGACUACCAGCGCUCAGGCCUUAUCUCAACUGUGUGGGCGGGCGGCUUGUGUGCUCAUGUGAGAGAGAGAGAGAGUGUGUGUGUGUGUGUGUGUGUGUGUAUGCGAAGCUUGAAUGUGACAGCCGAGGGUCGGGCUUACACAUUAAACUCUCUGCCGCUGUUUCUAAUGCGUUUGCCAAGCAGUAGCGUGGUCACACCGCUCAGUCGAAAUGCCGGAGAGACGCAGCAGAGGGCAGACGACGAUGAGGGAAUUUACCGCUGUGCACAUGCAACACACCGUGAUGGGUGUGUCUGUGGUUGUGUGCAUGCGUGUGUGUCUGUGGAUGUGUGCAUAUAGGUGUGUGUGAGAUACCUCUACUAUUGAUUGGAGUGAAUAAUAAUAAUAAUGCUUUUUACAAAUGGAGCCAUUCGUUUACAGUUGAUAAAUACUGUAGAUCCGGGGUAAAAGCACAUUUUUACUGUAAAAAAUACUUAAAACAUAUUAUAAAAAGCCAAAAUUAACUAGCUUCUAAAAUACAAUUUAGCAAAGUAGAAUAUGAUCUUAGUAAAUGGCCUUCUAGUCAAUUUAUGUGUUAUUUUAUAUACUCGCAAAUGUUCAUUACGGAGCACAUUUAAAGGUAUUGUACUAGUUAUAUUAUCGUAUGAGCUCUUAAAGAGCUACAGUAAGUGAAGUGACCAAAAGCCCAUUUAGUGUUAUUGGGUCCCAUUUGAAAGAGCUUCUGGUAUUCGCCGAUAUGCUAAUGACAAUUUAAGAAUAAGACCAUAACAGAGAUAAAGUUUGAACGGCCGGGGUGAAGAAAUAAUCUUGUUUUGUUAACCUAUUUAAUUGGAAAGAUAUUGAUGUCCACCCUUUGAGUAAAGGGAACAUGAGGACAGCAGAGAGUGUGUGUGUGUGUGUGUGUGUGUGUGUGUGUGUGUGUGUGUGUGUGUGUGUGUGUGUGUGUGUGUGUGUGUGUGUCCCUGUGUUAGGCAAAGGGCCUCUUCGACCCGAGUAAAGAGGAAAUGGAUGCUUAGCAAAUGCUCCACCAGCAUCCUUAUCACUGCUGCUCUCAGAGCUGACCACAACAGCUCCUUAAUAACGUACACAAAACACAGUCGUUUCUAUUUGUGCACUCACUCAGCCUCCCAGUGUGUUGCCACAGAUAGCGCUAAUGCACAAAAUAAUGUGCACUAAUCCAGGAGACUUGUUCAUUUCUGUUAACGCAGUCAUUUAUCAUCUGAUUAAAAGACGGAGAGAGCGAGAGAGAGGUGAUGCAGCCCACACAUAAAGAGAGACAAAGCCAAACUAAAGGACGUAAUAUUGUAAGUUUCUGUCUUUCUCAGCAUGUUGUGAUGCGGAAUAAAAGAGAACAGUGAUUGACACAAGUGGAGGUCUGCUGGCUGACAGUGAGGGUCUAAAACACAGAGAUGUGGAGGAUGUUCUCCAUACAAAGCUUUCUGCCUCCCUGGCUUCCAUCCCGAGUGCAGACAACAGGCGUCUUCAUUUUCCAACUCAAUUUACAGGCGCAUUAGGAGACGCUGAAGCGCGCCCAACUCUCUCAAAUGCAAUCAGCCUGCUUGUGUGUUUCAAGAGGAAACUGGAGGGUGCCAUCUUCAUCGACUUUCCUUUUGGCUCCUCCUCUUCUGUUGACUCGUCUUUCUCCCUGAAAUCAUUUCUAAACGUAAACGGCUGCAUAUGGAUUUUUUUUUUCAUGCUGAUUUGUCUCCCUUUUUAGGCUGAGGACACUUGUAAGGACUCGUCUCAUAAACAUUUAGAUAGAUUUCCCGAGGUGAGUUCAACAUAUGACUGAUGACUUUGUCCACCUGGUCUAUACACACUAUAUUGCAAAAUUAGCAUGUUCUCCAAGUAUGUGCAAUUUAAUUAAUACAUUUAAGGCCUAAUAUCUCAUAUUUUCAACCCACAAUGCAAGUUUUACAGAUUAUUCAUGUUCUAUCAAAGUGACUGAUGGCGUAAUGUGAAAUGAAUUAAUGGCAAAACUUGACAUAAAUUAAAAUAAAAAGAUGAAAUAAUGCCAAAAAAAAUUAAGCAUUUUUACACAAUGUUAAUUGGGACAACAGCAGUGCCUGUUAUAUUUUCUUAUAUUUAAAUUUUCUUUUUAAUGAUCACAGAGUUUAAUGCAGCCUAUAUUAACAGGAUUGAUACAAUAGUUCCUUUUCUCUCUCUCUCUCUCUUCCUCUCUCUUGCUCUCUCUCUCCGUAAUUGAUUUCACACCUUUGAGCCUCACAAUAGUUCCCUGAGUGCACUUAUGGGAGGGAUUCAGGACAAAGUCAGCUUGAGAGGUACAUCCGUGCAGCACACAACAGCUGCCUACAAUCCUGCACUGCUACUGUCCUGUUUGACCCUCAGCUAAGCACAUGUCUGAUUGAGAGCACGGGAUAAAAAACUAACUGUGGAGAGAGAAGCAGGACAAAGGAUGGGGGCUGGGAAUGGAAGCGAGGAGAUGAGGAGAUGGGAAAGAGCAGGUAAAAAAAAAGCUAGGUAUUAGGAAAAGAGACAUUUUAAAAAAGAUGGCAUUCACUAUUAUACUCUCCUUUUUGCUUUCUUUCAAUUCCUUCAUUCGCUCAGAAAUGUCACGGCUCAUUCAUCCUCUCUUUCACCCUUCAUUUCUCUCCGUAUCACUCCAUUUCUUGAACCAGCUGUUCACUCAUCUGUUUCACUUUUGAUCUCGAUUCAGAUUUCUUCCAUUGUAUUCCUUCUCUACCUGCUUAUCAUUUUCCUCCUCCCUCAUAUCCUUCAAUAAGACAUGUAUGUCAGCGGAUUGAUGUCUCACACACACACACACACACACACACACAUACACACACACACAGCUCCAGUAUUGAUUAUUCUCCACACCGAUCACACGUAGACGCACAGAACAUUAUUCAUAUGCAUGACUUCUGCGGAUCUCUUUUUUCCUUUGGAUCCAUAGCGUUCAGGUGGAGGAGGUCUCCACGAGCAUGUGGACGUUAUCUUGAAACGAAAGGCUGGCUGCCAUAGCAACCAUAUGAUGAGGCAGGCAGAGGGCUAUUUAAAGGAAUUCAGCUGCUGCUUCACACCGGUCCAGAGAAAGACAAUGAAGGAGAUGUGCACGCAGAGAAAUGUAGAUCCUAUGAGCUAAUGUCUGGUACAAAGACUUGGUUAUAAAAAGGACUACAAUAAACGAUCUUUUCUCUCUUAGGAGUCUGAACAUUUAUAUCAUUUGCCUUGAUUCCUAAUUUACAAUCUCCUACGCAUGAAAUUCAGGUUUUUGCUAUUUUGCCCGCCGCUCAUUAGUAUUCAUGCUUGUGCCGCUGCCAGUUACAUCAAUCUGAUUUAAAUGCGGCAUUUGCAUUUAACAACACAGCUAAACACGUGAAUGCUCCAUCUCGUAAGUUUCGGUGAGAACAUUUUAAAAUUGCAACAACGCAGCCAAAGCUCUGCUUGCACAAUAGUGGAUUUAUCUUAAACGGCGAUGUGCUUAUGCUUGAGUUAUCUGCAGAAGGGGCCACUGCAAUGUAAUGUCUCACAUUAUUCAUAAAAAAACAUACCUUUUCUCUAGAGAGGCAUUUCUCAGUGGACAGCAACACAUGGGGGGGGGGGGGGGACGAGUGUGAGGAAGAGCAACUGCUGUGCACCUACAGUGCCUCGCAUGCCAAACAGAGAGGCGGAGCGAAUAAAGGGAAGCAGCACGUCUUUUAUACACAUAUUUCUCUGUCUUGAUAUUUAUUUCCCAUCAGCUACUGAGAGGGUUGCUGUGCUUUAACCCCCCCCCCCUCCAUGUGUCUCUGUGAACAGUUAACUCUGUUGAUGAAAGGCAGCGCUUCAUUUCUAUUCUUUUCACCUAAUAACCACCACAAGAAUGCUGUUUCGAACACAGUGUUCAGGUUGUAGAGGUUCGCUUUCUCCCAGUCAACAAAUUAAGACAGAAAAGAUUUCCUGUGUAAUGACACAUUUAGUUUGUACUGCUAGUCUGACAGGCGUUUGGACAUAAACUUUAAACAACACCCUUUACUGUAGAGCUGAGACGACUAGCCCAUACAUUGAUGUCAAUUGACAGGAAAUGAAUCAGCUGUUCACUACUUUGAUGAUCGAUUCAUCCUUUUAUUAAUUUGUCAAGCAACUUCUAGCUUCUCAAAUUUGCUUUUCUGUGUCUUUUGUGAUAUUUUCUCUAUUUUCCAACAUUGUAGAUACUAAAUAUGUAAUUGAUCAUAAAUAUUUAAUUGAGAAAAUACAAUAAAAGAAUAACAAACAAUGAUAAUAGCUGUUGGUUGGAGCCGUCAACAGACUUCUGGCGGUUGUCCCAGAACAAGACACUGAACCCUGAAACCAUUUGUAGGAAUCUACCUCACUGGUCUGUGCUCGCAGGGCUCACAUUUGAUUUUUCCUCUCCUAUAAAAAUUUUUAUGUCGGUUUUAUAUCAUGCUGAUAUUCUACAACGUUUUAAUUUGAAGUGCACGGUUAUUGGUGAAACAGCCGGUGUAAUUUUAUCCCUCAGUUGAGCCCAGCGUGCUAUUCCAACGCCUGUGAGAGCAGUCGGGAAGAUUUAAAGUGCUUCACGGAAGCAAAAUUAUCAGUGACCUCUCUCGUAACACUCCCUCUGCUCUUCACUCCGCUCUUUAUCUCAUUCUAAUCCCAACUCAUUUCAUAUGCUAAGUAAAAGCUUAUAUUCCUCUUCACUCUACGUACACACACACACACACACACAUCCCUCGUUGCUGGGGUGUGAUUAUAAAAUUUGCAUAGAGGAUGUUGUGGGAGCUGUGGAGCUGAAGCCAGGGUGGUGUAAUGCCUGUCAGGUGUAGAGAGGUGGAGCAGACACUCUCGUCUGGUCUUUUUAUGACGAGAGCUCAGCGAGAGGAGCCCAGAGAAAGUUCCCUCACGUCUCACCUCUAAUGGUUUCCUCUCAAUCUAAUUUGCAUGUUCUGCUUGUUUCCCGUUGUCACAGAUGUAGGGAAGAUUAGGAGAAAGAGAGAGAAGAGUGAGAUGACUCUACCACCCCAGGAGGGAGAGGAGGAGGGAGGACGCAUUGAGAUGGAACCACUUCUCUGCUCACCAGUGGAAGAACCUCUUCCACCAUCAGAGCGCCAUCUGCUGGCUCGGUGGGGCGGGACAGCUGGUGUUGUGAAUCAGGCCGCCGCAACCAGGGAACGGCUACUUCCCAACACCAGGGUCUCACCCUCACCCCUCUCACCAGGGUCUCACCCUCUCACCUCACACCAGGGUCUCACCCUCACCCCUCUCACCAGGGUCUCACCCUCUCACCUCGGUCUUCAAGGAGUCAGUCAGCGUGUGUUUCAAACUGGUGCUUUAUACUCUCUUGUGUUGUACUCUCAAUCACUUGUGACACGAGGACUUUGUCCAGAUCUAUGUGAGGUAUAUUUCCUUUGCAUCACAUCCCCUCAAAUUAGGAAUCAGAAGGAAAAAGUACAACAAACCGCAAAUAUCUCAAAUAAAAAUGUAAAACUAUUUAUCACAGAACACACAUGAAUAUUUACAUGAUUUACAAUUAAAACUGUAUUUUUCCCAAAUAAAUGAAUUAAAUGUGCAUUUAAAAAACACGACUGUGGUUUUGUCUUUUAAUAAAAAAUACUGUAACUGUUGAAGGUUGAUGCUGUGUUUCUGAUAACGUCUCCUUACUGAGUUGCCUUAGCAUACACUAUAUACACUAUAUUGUAUUGAGAUAUGUUUUACUCUGAACACAAAGCAGAAUGGAAAAUAUUCUCUUUCAUGUUUUAGGCAUCUACUUCAUUUGAGUAUUUUAAUGCAAAGGCAAAUGAUUACCUGAAUGUGUAUAAACAUUUAUUUUUAGCUCUCUGCAUGAACAGCUGUGUGCUCAGACCAAACUAUGCUGAUCACCUCUAGUCGCUUCAGGAUUAAAAUGUAUUUAUUCACUUUGUCCAGUAGAUCGUUAUCCCAGGAUCACUCUUUUGCUAAUUACAUUUCCUGUGCGUCCACAUUCCUACACCAAAUACUUAUCAAAUACUUUGCCCCCUGCCCAGUGUGUGCAAUGGUCAGUAUUCACAUCUGAGUAAUCACACACAAAGCUGAUGUAAAAUAAACCAUGAUAUAUAUAUUUUUUCAGUGAAAUGUUAUUUUUAGUUCAGUUCUAUGUCAAUUUAUGGUUGUAGUUUUACAUUAUUUAGAUUAUGCCUUGUUUUUUAUUUAUUUAUCUCGUAAUUCAUUUAUUUACUCCUUUUUUUUGGUCAUGAUUUCUUAAUUUAAUUCACUUUGUCAGAUUAGUGGAAAACGAGAAUAAUCUAAAUCAUAUAUUCUUGGCUAAUAUGUAUCAGGUUGCGAAUAAAAACAAAGUAUUUACAUAUUUAAAUAUGAAGGCAAAGGUGUAUGCUUAAUUGACACCUUGCGCAUGCGCAGACUGGCCGGCACACCUUAGCGCCAUGCCAACUUGUAGUUCAUAAAUGUGAGCGGAAGGGAAAGACGGACGCUAGGGACGGGGUUUAGAUUAGACGACGUCACGCAGUGAGAAGUUUAGAACUUUUUAAAAAUAGUAACCACUGGUUACUAACCAGGUUAAGAAAGUAUUAUUUUGCAGCUUUCCAUAGCCAUUUGUUUUAAUUAACUGUUAGCAUGUUACCGUCUUCUAGCAGGGUUAAACUAAACCGAGUCGCGUUAAAAGAUGUCGUUGGGCUAAAUGUGGAGCCGCGGCGGAGACGACGACUCCCGAACUCGGUGAAUAAUAAUGAGUCCAAAAAAACCCGAGAGGAACCCAAAGUGGUGUCGCACGAACCCGUCCAAACGGCUUUAACUGGCCCAGAAAAUGUGACCGGUACGACCGGUACGAACAGCCCCGGAGGAGGAGAGCCGUUGGAGAGUCGCGUAGGUACGCAGAGGCCAAACCGGAUAAAUAACGGCCGGUAUAGCGUGCAGGUUAAGCACGAGGGGCCGUGCACGAGGGGCAAGUAUCAACGGAGCAAACCGAACACGAGGAGCCAGGGCGUUUUGUUGCACGGCCUCGGAAAGAUCUGCGAGCUCAGGUUCACUUGGUGCUUCUGCACCGCUGCUGCACACGGCGCAUCGUAUAAACGACGGGUCAAACCGAGGGCCAAAAUGUCAAAAAUGGAGGCUACAAGGCGCCAGACUCCUCUCGAGCUUAACGCGAGUGUGGGCACAUCUAGUUGUGGACGCGGUAAAUCCAAACAAGUGGGUGUUAAUCGUAAAACGCGUGUGACUAUGGGUAAAAUCAAAGCGAAGGCCAGGUCCACCGGGUGUCACGUGGUGUCCACUGGGUGUCCUCCACGAGCGCAAACGAAAACGCGGUCGAUAUCCACCGGACUGUCAAAAGUUGAUAGAAACGCACACCCGAGCCCCACUGGACUCGCUGGUUCAGAGGGCUCUUUGAGAAGAGCUGUCGGAGCCUCCGGCUGUGGUCUCUGUGGUGACUGUAAACACGUUUCCCCACCUCAGAAGACAUCGGGCAAACAGGGGCCACAAAGCAGUAGCCCAGGGCCAGAGCGGCCCACAGUUGAGGUUAAGAGCAAGAGGGAAAUCACGGCCACUGAGACCUCUAAGAAGAUUAUCGCACGGAUAGACCGGUACCCGAAGGUGAUGCUAUGCGACGUAGCUCAAAAAUGUGCUGCUUUUAGUCCCGAUUGUGGCUACAUGUUACCGGAUGUGCUCAAGACCAAGGUCGUGUGUUGCUUCAAGCAGGAGAUGAGAAUUGCGGUUCAGUUCGGGCCGGGUUGUUUCGGGCACCGCAAAAAAGAGGAAAGCGCUCUACCUCGAAAGGGCGAGUUUUUUCCCAGAGUUCAGUCUGAGAAGAGCGUCCGUCGCUCUCGGGGUCUGACCGGACGCCUGAGAGAGCGUGCAGAUGUAUGGACAUUAUCCAGUCGUUUCCUCGAGAGCUGCACUAGUGAAAGCUCUGGGAUCUGUUCUGCUUCUCUCUCACUAGGUGAACGUAAGAAAAAGGUGGUGGAGUGCGGGACUGGCAUGUGGGACAGAGGUGUUGAGGAGGAUCCGGGGCCAUUAUAUCGCCAGACAGGAGCAGAGAUUCACAGAGACAAGAGGAUAAAGCUUGGGGAUCGUGUCCAAGAUGGGAUUUUGCCAUCCGCUCCGGAUUUAGAGAGCAACGGCUGCAGAGACCCAGCGAAAACUGACUCUGGAGACAAAGAGAAAACCUGCCUUUUGACGUCUGAUGACAGUCAGUCUUGUUUAGAGCACGCGUGUGUGGGCAGCAGCUCUUCUGGUUCGGCUGUGACGGGAAACUGUGUCCACGAGAAACCUCGUGGUGAGGUUGAGAAUCCCACAGAAACUGACGCAGCACAGAUGUCAUCAGAAGGGUCGUGUCAGGGGAACGAGGGGGAUGAACUAGAAUCAUUCACCUGCCAGAGAGUGAGGGUCUAUUUAAGACGAAUAAAAUGUACGUGUGCUCGCACUUACAUGGCCUGGCCCUUCUCCAACAGCGGCUGCACACGUAGAGUACAUGCUGGCCCUAUAGACCCGCCAGCUGGAGAUAACAGAGACUCCCCAUUGGAUAAAAAUGAGCCGGGCUCAUCCAGCGACCGAGCCAGUGACGGGCUCCCAGGUGCACCGUCAGCCCACCAGGUUCGUCGUCGGGAUGAAGAGAGGCGAGACAAGGAUGGAGAAAGCGGUUCGGAAGAGAGAAACGGGAGAAGACAUGGUGAUGUGUCUUCGUACGCUGUGGAAGCAGAAGUGUCAUUAGCCCGUCUUCACUCGGAUGCGUCGGCCACCCUUUCCAACCCAAGUCGGUGUGGGAGAGAGCGCGUCACAGCCUCAUCUUUGCUGGUUAACGGACCUGAAGCCGACACGUCUACCCCUUCCCCCUCGGCUCUCGGUCUUAGCGACUGUGAAACCGCCACUACUUUGUCUCCCAUGUCGUCUCCAUUUACGCACGAUGGUUCGAGCAGCCUCUCUGCCACACCGUCCUCUCUCCCACCGUCAGCGGUCCCACUCAAGACAGUCGAAGGUGUCGAGUUGGCUGAUUCUGCAAGUGUACCACUAACGCCCUUUUCACCCGAAUGUACGGUCGAAACUGUAGAGGAAACGUUGUUCUACUGUGAAGAAACCCGAAGGAUGUUGUGGACUUCAUCCUCUGCUCCUCACAACUCUGACUCCUCAUGCGAGUCGUACCCCCUCCUCCCUCAACACGAGCAAGAGAUUGAGGACAUAUGUUCACCAUCUGAUACUAGGCCCUUCAACCACGUGGUUGUCAAAGACGGAUUGUUGCGCAACAUCCUUGCGGAGAAGUGUGUAGAAACGGACUCCAAUGAGUUUUUGCUUCCUCCAGUGCUCUCUCCUGUCACCUCACCACGAGGGCCCUCAGGGACACGCCUCCUGCUUCAAAGACCAGGCUGUUCAGAUGAUGAUGAAGAGGAGGAGGAGGAGGAAAUAAACAAAGACUCUACGGAUUAUCCUGAAUAUGGUAGUGAAGAAUUGGAAGGAGUCUCUGAAACUUUAAGUGAACCUCAGUCUUCUCCAGGCAACGAUGAAGACGAUGUGGAACAGGGUAACAAAAUAUCUGAACAAGUUCCCUCCGACCCUAAACUAGAGGCGGCCCUCGCCUCAGGUGCGCUGACAGAACCCUGCUCUUCUCCCAGCAGUGAUGAAGAUGACGGCGGGGCCUUCAGUAUAGUGUGCAGUGAAAGGGGUGAAACUCGUGCAGAGGCCGCUGGCGAUCUUCAGCACAGCGUUUUGGAUGAGUUCACCGCUUACGAACAGGAUAUCCUGCUUGUUGACGUGGUCCAGGAGGAUCCAGAGCUGUUUGAAAACCUGCCCCGGGGAAGUCUGCUGAAACUGGGCCUCACCAGGGCCACCAAGGCCCCUGAAGCCAGACCUGUGGGAGUGGUGAAAACGCCGUCGUCGAGGAUAGCCAGAGCAUCACUGGAGUUGAAGCAAAGAUGGACGCCAGUUAAUGGUGAUUUUCACUUGGAUAUUCCUGAUAUCAAAGAGGAGAGUUCCAGCAGAUCAUGGAGACCUCAGUGUGGCGGCAGCACCCCUCCCAAAACACAAAGCAACACAUGGCCCGCUGCAGAAAUAAAAGUCCAGGAUGAAAAGAAACCGGAACGUCCGCUCACCGUAGUCAUGGAUGAAUGUCAGCCGGAUGCCAACAACAAUCAUGUCAACGGAGUCCUGGAGAGGAGCCAGACCAUCCCUACCAUGAACUCUCUGCAUAGUCACAUCCCUCCACUUAUGUCCGCCAGAACUGGGCCUUUGAUCACAACCACAGCAAACAUGACGGAGUUCAGGCGUCAGAAAUCAAAUACUUACUGCAGGCAGUACUUCAGUGAGUCUCUGUCCUGUGCGUUCAAGAUGUGUCGCUUCCAGCAUGUUCCGGUGGAGGGAGACGAGAAGUUUUGCGUUGAAACUGUGACACGCUUCACCAAAAAUCCAAUGUGCCUUCAAAAGGCAGGAGCCGUGUUUACAGGCUACUACCAGAGCAGCCCACCAGGAGUGUACUUCUCCAUGCCGGUGCUCCUGUCUCUCCUCUGGGCUCUGCUGAAGGCCGGCAUGGUGUCCGACGUCUUCUCGGUCCUCAGCGUCGGCUUGGCCCACAGGAUCGUGCCUGGCCAUGAGUUCCUGUUGGCGCUCUUCAACAUCGUGAGAGAAAAGGGUCUCAUGGGUGUUGUACCUGAACUCAUGCAGCUCACAUUCAAGAUGGUCAGUGCAGGUCUAGUGCUGAGUCUGGACUGCCUUGACUGUGUUAAAAACACCCCUGAGUUCCAGCAGACAGUCGGUACAAACUCCCUUGUUUUAGUGUCCGGUAACCACAAUUUAUCCACCGGUGCACCUCUUCCAGAAUACCUGAAUCUGACCCAUUCCAUCGUAGAAAUAGAGCUUUGUGCCAAGCAGGAGGACUGGAGGCGGAUGGGCGAGGUGUUCAGGUCCAUCUGUCAGUCCAGCCAGUAUCCCAACCAGGUGGGGAGGAUCAGCGGCCGCAUCACCAUCGCGCUGCUGUCUGAGAGCAAAGACAGGCUGUCGCUGCCCUUUGCUGCCUUCGCUGAGACGGUGUGUCAGAGCGAAGGUGUCGACGGCCUGAUCAGGAGUUCUUUUGGCCGAAUCGGAGUCUCUCUCAUGUUGAGAUACCACAAAACGCAUCAGUGGGCCAAGGGUCGGAGGGUGGUGGAGGUGCUGUCCUUUUCCAAAGUGAACUACUCGACACUGAAGGGCUUGUUUGGGAACGAGGAUGGAGCGUCCCGCUGCUACCUGGUCACCGUGGCCACGGAGCUCUUCCUCCUGAGUGGCAGCCUGGAGGGAGCGCUGAACACACUCCGAGAAAACAAAUGGUUCCUGAGUUCGUGCUCGUGGCCGUGUGAGCCGGCUGAUCUGGAGAGUCGGACUCGUGUGUUGAUGCGUCUGGCUGAGAAAACGUCUCACAGAGACACACUGGAGGUCCUCCGCAACCUCCCCGGACUCAAAGAGCCAAACGACGUGGUGGAUAUCUACAGGUAUGGUUCUCUGUUCAACUCUCACCUGCGAGUGUGCGUGGACAGACAGAUGCUUCCUGUGGCUUCGGACGCAGUGGACUUCAUGCUCUCUAGAAAGCUGCCGGUGGACCACGCUCUGCUGCAGAUGCUUUUGCACAAACUGGUCAAGCAGAACCUGUGGCUCCGGGCACGGGAAGUCUUCAGGCACUCUCUGGGUACCGGCUACUACCCGGGUGUGUCGUCUCCUCCUGGUUUCAUGGCCCUGAUCGUCCCCUGUCGACUGGGGGAGGUGGAGCUGGCUCUCACCCUGGAGAUGUUCAUCACUGUCAACGCAACGGACAUCUUCCACCUUUCAGAACCCUCCACUUCCUGCCUCAGCAUCACUCUCAAAAGGACUCAAAGCUGCGAGAGCGAGUACCUCGCUGCCGCCAGCCGCAUCCUCUCUGCAGCUUGCAUCCCUCAGCCCAAACUCAUCGUUCACUACACGGCGGUGAACUCGUCGCAGGAUCAAGUGUUCACGCUGGACGUUCCCUCUGCCCGCUGCUGGCUCCGCCACAAUCAUCUGUGGGCCAACGAGGUGUGGACGCACUGAUUUAAAGCGCUUCUUCCCCCCCCACACUUCCUGGAAGUACUUAACUUUCCUUUGCCUUGAAACUGCUUCAUGUUCCAGAGACAUCAGUUCACUCUGGGGGGAAAAAACAGCCGAGGAAAUCAGGAAAACCAACGCAUGUGCAUUUGUGUUUAGCCUUCGACCAGGAAGCAGAGAGUCAACCAAAGACUGACGCCACAACUUUUUACAAUUUUAUUUUUAUUUUUUACAAGGAUAAUAACUUGUUUUUGUUCUGAUUUGAUUUUGUUAAUUGUUUCCUGAAGAGUUCUUUUAGCUAAUUAGUCUUUGAUUAAUGUCACUCACUGAGAACAAUAAGUGUUAGUCCAGCAUCAUUUUGUUACAAGUAUUAGAUUUAGUUUAUAACAACAAUGUAAAUAACAUCGGAGUGUAUAUUGGUGUCUAUUUUUAAUGAUGUUGUCUUUGACAGUAUUAUGUUGCUGUAUUAUUUUACUGAUUGUCAAAACCUCAAUUGUUGCUUGUUCAAGAGCUGUGAUUUUCAUUUUCUUUGAUGUUUUUUAUUUAAAAAAAAAAAAGA